AUGGAUGGCUUUAGUCGUAUAGUCAGUCAGAGUUGGCUUUAUGUCUUUCAAGGGAUUUGGAGAUUAAGGAGCAUUCAGAGCCGCCCCCUGUACUGAGAGUGUUGGCACAAUGACGGCCCAAGCUAAAGAGAGAGUGAGUGUGUGUGUGUGAGUGUGUGUGUGUGUGAGUGUGUGUGUGAGUGUGUGUGUGUGUGUUUGUGUGGGCACCAGCCCAACCCUAAGAGACUUAGCUGAUUACUGGCAUUGGAGGCACCAUCGGAGGUGUUCUGCCUGAUAGGAAUAAUUGAACUGAACUACCUCCUAUUCUACAGUUACCAGGAUUUACAGUCAGUUAUAUGAAACAAUAACUAUAGUUACCAGGAUUUACAGUCAGUUAUAUGAAACAAUAACUAUAGUUACCAGGAUUUACAGUCAGUUAUAUGAAACAAUAACUAUAGUUACCAGGAUUUACAGUCAGUUAUAUGAAACAAUAAUUAUAGUUACCUGAGGGCCUCCCGAGUGGUGCAUCGGUCUAAGGCACUGCAUCGCAGUGCUUGAGGCGUCACUACAGCCCCGGGUUCGAUCCCAGGCUGUGUCAUAGCCGGCCGUGACUGGGAGACCCAUGAGGCGGCGCACAAUUGGCCCAGCGUUGGGGAGGGUUUGGCCGGCCGGGAUGUCCUUGUCCCAUCGCGCUCUAGCGACUCCUUCUGGCGGGUCGGGCGCCUGCAAGCUGACACUAGGUCGGCGGUUGUACGGUGUUUCGUCUGACACAUUGGUGUGGUUGGCUUCCGGGUUAAGCGAGCAGUGUGUCGUGUUUCGGAGGACACAUGGCUCUCGACCUUUGCCUCUCCCGAAUCCGUACGGGAGUUGCAGCAAUGGGACAAGACUGUAACUACCAAUUGGAUAUCACAAAAUUGUGGAGAAAAAGGGGUAAAAGUAACACAAAAAAAACACCUAUAGUUACCAGGACUUUACAGUCAGUUAUAUGAAACCAUAACUGAAAGAUCCUAAACAAUACUUUGUUCUGUGUUUCUCCCUGACAGUGACAAACAAGCACCACUUUGUGGAUGGAGGACUGCUGUACCAGUUCAGACUGAACUUCAGGAGGAGACGGCGUCUGAUGGAGCUGCUGAACGAGCGCUGUCGUACCAUCCCAGAGAGCCAUGACAGCCCCUUCUGUCUCCGCAAACAGAACCCAGAGGGAGGCAACACCAGCUUCCUAUCUGGUAAACCUAAUUGUCUAACGAUCCAUCAAAUGUAGGUAUAAAGCCCUUUUUACAUCAGGACUUGUUGUAACCACACCAUCUAGUCACACUGGGGCUGAAUCCCACUACAACCCUUAGCCCCUACUCACUAGGCACUAUCUACAGUCACACUGGGGCUGAAUCCCACUACAACCCUUAGCCCCUACUCACUAGGCACUAUCUACAGUCACACUGGGGCUGAAUCCCACUACAACCCCUACUCCCUACUCCCUAGGCACUAUCUACAGACACACUGGGGCUGAAUCCCACUACAACCCUUAGCCCCUACUCCCUACUCCCUAGGCACUAUCUACAGUCACACUGGGGCUGAAUCCCACUACAACCCCUAGCCCCUACUCCCUAGGCACUAUCUACAGUCACACUGGGGCUGAAUCCCACUACAACCCCUAGCCCCUACUCCCUACUCCCUAGGCAUUAUCUACAGACACACUGGGGCUGAAUCCCACUACAACCCCUAGCCCCUACUCUCUACUCCCUAGGCACUAUCUACAGUCACACUGGGGCUGAAUCCCACUACAACCCCUAGCCCCUACUCCCUACUCCCUAGGCACUAUCUACAGUCACACUGGGGCUGAAUCCCACUACAACCCCUAGCCCCUACUCCCUACUCCAUGGCACUAUCUACAGACACACUGGGGCUGAAUCCCACUACAACCCCUAGCCCCUACUCCCUACUCCCUAGGCACUAUCUACAGACACACUGGGGCUGAAUCCCACUACAACCCCUAGCCCCUACUCCCUACUCCCUAGGCACUAUCUACAGACACACUGGGGCUGAAUCCCACUACAACCCCUAGCCCCUACUCCCUAGGCACUAUCUACAGUCACACUGGGGCUGAAUCCCACUACAACCCCUAGCCCCUACUCCCUACUCCAUGGCACUAUCUACAGUCACACUGGGGCUGAAUCCCACUACAACCCCUAGCCCCUACUCCCUACUCCAUGGCACUAUCUACAGACACACUGGGGCUGAAUCCCACUACAACCCCUAGCCCCUACUCCCUAGGCACUAUCUACAGACACACUGGGGCUGAAUCCCACUACAACCCCUAGCCCCUACUCCCUACUCCCUAGGCACUAUCUACAGACACACUGGGGCUGAAUCCCACUACAACCCCUAGCCCCUACUCCCUAGGCACUAUCUACAGUCACACUGGGGCUGAAUCCCACUACAACCCCUAGCCCCUACUCCCUACUCCAUGGCACUAUCUACAGUCACACUGGGGCUGAAUCCCACUACAACCCCUAGCCCCUACUCCCUACUCCAUGGCACUAUCUACAGUCACACUGGGGCUGAAUCCCACUACAACCCCUAG
Molecule: messenger RNA, 2560 nt
Organism: Coregonus sp. 'balchen'
Lineage: Eukaryota; Metazoa; Chordata; Actinopteri; Salmoniformes; Salmonidae
Source: the annotation of a GenBank genome assembly